This is a messenger RNA of Funneliformis mosseae, 191 nucleotides long. NCBI's taxonomy places the organism in Eukaryota, Fungi, Glomeromycota, Glomeromycetes, Glomerales, Glomeraceae. The record is from the annotation of a GenBank genome assembly.
CUAGUGGUUCAAGCAGUCAUGAUAGUCGUAGUGGUAGAUCAAGAGGUUGUGAUAGUCAUGGUAGUGGAUUAAAAGGUCAUAGUAGUCGUGGUAGUAGAUCAAGAGGUCGUGGCAGUCAUGGUGUAGAUCAAGAGGUCGUAAUAGUUAUAGUGGUGGAUCAAGAGGUUGUGAUAGUUGUGGUGGUAGAUUAA